Molecule: messenger RNA, 2437 nt
Organism: Phytophthora nicotianae INRA-310
Lineage: Eukaryota; Oomycota; Peronosporomycetes; Peronosporales; Peronosporaceae
Exons: 2
Coding region: 45-1343 (432 amino acids)
Cellular component (GO): membrane
Source: RefSeq, a predicted model, not a curated record
CACUGUUAUCUGAGCUUUACACUAGACGUUCUUACAAUCUAGCUAUGGCACAAGUCACACUGCUGUCGCUGUGGGCACUGCCACCUUCCGACGCGGCCUUGGCGCUGGGCAGCUGGCUGCUCUUCUUCUUAUUCGCUCGGUUCUUCUUCUCCUGGUGGCUGUUCCGUGACUAUGCCGUGCGCAGUGCCGCCACUCCGCUGCUCUUCGCAGCCUCCCUGACCUUCUCACUGAGCAUUUUUCAGAUGGUUCUGUUUGAAGUGACGGAUGUGAUGCACGUGGGCAGUCGCCAAUGGGUAUGGCGUGUAGAUCUCAUUGCCAUGACCUAUCUAGUGGUGCUGGUGUUGCCGGUCUCACUAUUCUACGCGAUGGCAAGGGAGUACGGCGUGGAAAGACGACAAGCAGCGAUGACAGCAUGCACGCUGCUGUUAUUCUACCUUUACGGCUUCUGGAGACUUGGUGGAGUGCUUGAACCGGAUCUACCUCGUCAGUCAGUUGAAGCGCUGUUCUCUAUUCGCAAUUUCGUGAGUCGCGUGAGUCUGCUAGGUGUGGUGUUUAUGGCGCUGCUGUCUGGCUUUGGUGCAGUUAACUGUCCGUACGAGUACAUGACGUUCUUCUGGCGACGAGUAGCUGAGGAAGACAUCGAGUUCUUAGAGAAAAGGCUGCGUCAUAAUCUGGAUAUCCUGAUCGCUAAGAAGAAGCGACUGAUGUUAGAGGUACGUGCGUCGGCGAGACGACAGGAUGAGGCUUUUGCAAGCAGGAACAAGAAGCGUUCGAUCUUUGCUCGCGCGUUCAGCUUCUGGUCAUCGAAACAGGACGACACCACGUAUAUUAAGGGACUUGAAGCGGAGAUCUUGACACUGGAGAGUCUCGGACGCGAGCUGUUCUUGGAGGUGAAUGACCUGAGAGAUGUGCAGGCCAGAUCGCUGCGAGCGAGGACGUUCCGGGGCCGCGUGUUCAACUUCUUCGGCUACGUCAUGUCUGCCUUCUGCGUGUACAAGAUGGUUAUGAGCACAGUGAACGUGGUCUUCCGGAGGAAUCGCGACAAGGAUCCGAUCACGGAUGCAGUAGAGAAGCUGCUGUAUAUCUGGCCAUCACUUGCGGAACAGCUGAACAUCCGCUUCGUAUCGGAGGUCGCUUCACUGGGUUUUGUGGGGAUUCUCGUGUUCACGCAGACCAGAGGCUUCCUUGUGACGUUGCUCAAGUUCUUUCGCACCUAUUCGAGCACUGUCUCCUCUAAUAGUGUCGUGCUUUGGCUGGCCCACCUCAUGGGGAUGUACUUCGUGUCGUCUUUCGUCCUCAUGCGGAUGAACCUCAGUCCUCUACAUCGGUACGGUAACGAUUAGGGGGCGAUCUGUAACUGUAACUCGGACUCUAACAGCGCGUUAUUGUUUGCAGACAGCGAAUCGACGAAGUGCUGGGGGAAAUUGAGUUUAACGUGUUCCAUCGAUACUUCGACAUGAUGUUCGUUGUCAGUGCUUCGUGUAGUAUUGGCGUUCUGGCUCUAACCAAGUUCUCCAAGGCCUCGCGGACAGCCAACAACGACUACGGCGCACACGACAAGUUCCCGUAACAGGAUUCAGCCACUUUAAAUUAUGAGUAUGAUGAAGGCUAGUCUUGGAUGAACGGGAAGCUCAAGAAGUCGUUGUAGAGCAGGUUACCGUUAGCGUCGUAGUGAGCGGCACGGUAGCAGCGGUUGCAGAAGAACAUGGGGUCUACCACUGCCAUUCGAUCACCAUAACACACAUACUUGGCGCUGUAAUUCUGACAGAUCAAGCAGUUGCGCAGCGGGCGAUUCAGCGGAUUCGGUAAACGUAAAGGGAAUAUACCAGCGCUCUUCGGAGCGUCAAGUUCAUGCGGUAGUCGCGCAUCUCGAAGCCGUAGCAGGUGUUCACACUCUCCUUGAUGAAUGUACACACCCGGUACGUCGACGUGGAGCUCCAGAUCAGCAAAAGUUGACGCGUGGAGACUCCGAUGUGCUCGAGCAUUAUCAGUAAAUGCACCGAACUUCGCCUGACGCUCAGGCUUAGCUCGAAUCCAGCGAAUAAUCUGCUCGGAGUAGUCCAGACUCCCACGAACGCGUCGAUCCACAAAGAAUUGCUGACCAAAGUACACGAGCUUUGACGCUUUCGCGUGUCCGCUUAACCUCUCGUCAUUCGCACAGACAAUCAGAUCUACAAGCUCAGAAAUCCUCUGAGAGCGUCGUACUAGGAACGACUGCGUCUUCGCUGGGUCCUUGCUCGGAUGCAGCACGUCGAACCACAGAAUCGGGUCGUUGUCUUUUGGAACGUCGUGCUUGUCCACCUUCUCCUUCGCUUUCUGUUCUUCCUCAUUGUCCUCUUGCCCAUGCACAUCCGGCAUCGGUCGUGCGAACUCAAAGCACAUGGCUGUGAUCGUAUUCGCCAUUGACCUCUUCUGCGCCAAUCGUCUCUUCUUGAUC